Alternaria infectoria is the source of this 1017-nucleotide messenger RNA. RefSeq lists its product as uncharacterized. The record is from RefSeq and is a predicted model, not a curated record. Bases 1 to 1017 code for a protein of 338 amino acids. NCBI's taxonomy places the organism in Eukaryota, Fungi, Ascomycota, Dothideomycetes, Pleosporales, Pleosporaceae. The transcript has a single exon.
AUGCUCUCUACCGUCAUUGUCUGGGGCUACUACAAUGAGUGCCUGCCCCUCGACAUACUGUCUCGCACCGAUCACUACGCACUGCAGGCACUCAAAAAGCUGGGUCGCCCCUUCGUCGAGGCCGAUCUUCAUUUCAAGCCUACGCCAAAGCAGAAAGAGAGGACUCAGAUCAUCGUUGGAUUUGCCACAGUCUUAAGCGACCAACAACUUAUUACCGGUGUUGCGAUCCUAAUCGCGGGACUCGCUAGUCGGUGCCGCAUCACCUUCUACGAGUUCAAAAUCGUUACUUUCUUAGCGUAUUUUGCGACCUUCACCCAUGCGCUCUCUCUAGGAGUGCUGCAGAGUCAUCUGUUCAAACGCAAGCUCGUUCGAGACUGCCGAGUCGUAUUUACCAUUGGCUUUCUGGUGAUGUUCGCCUUCUCCUUCAUCAUCAAUACAGUAUCAAGUAAGUUUGACGAAGUUAAUCACAAGACUACCUUAAACGUUGGAAACGUGCUCCAAUGUCUCUUCGAAGCGUCGCAAUUCGGCAAGUCGAUCCAAUUCGAUUUGGUCGAUUCAACUGCCGUCCUCGGACUUGUCCUUAUCAAACAUACACUAGCUAUCGCAAACUUGUAUUUCGAACCGAAAAGAAGCGCGCUAGGUGUGUGGGUUCUUUCCUUUUACUCGGAAUGUCUCCGUCUCAAAGGUCUCUCGAAAGAAGACGCGAGUGCCACUGUCAACAAUGGCAAUGUCAAAUAUUACGCCAAGCUCGAUCCACCGGUUGCAACUGCAGAACAAACAAAGAUGUCAAUAUGGUUCUUCUUCGACAGGUAUUACGAGUCAUACUUAUCGAACCUUCCAGAGAUUGUACUGGGCAUGACAUAUGGUACUGGCAGUGUUGUGCUCGCUGUAUGGUAUGGGGGAUUAAAGCCAGCGAAUAGCCUUCACAUCCUGGGUUUCGGGCAGGUCGUAGCCAUAGUACUGCUGGCGCUAACGCUUCUAGCUGCUGUUGAAGUCAUCGAUGGUAAGUCUAUUUGA